GCUCAGAAGCAGACGGCCGAGCAUGUCCGUCCGUCUGUCCAGGGCUUUGCUCGCCCCUCGCUUCCAGGCGGCCACGGCCGUGGUCGGUGCCCUGCUCACUCUUGGGGUGCUGCUGCCCACGGCCGCCUUCCCCUGCGGAGCCCCGCACCGGGACAACACCACGGCAUCGACGCUGCUGGGGACGUGGCUAUACGUGGCCGGGGCUGCCGAGUUCCCUCAGCACGUCCUGGAGAUGCUGCUCAUCGACCACGGCUACCUCCACGUGGAGCCCCACACCGCGGGCCAGGAGCUGCUCAUCACCCAGCACGUCGCAGUGGGUGACCAGUGUCUCACCAACAACUCCACCUACUUUGAAAUCUCCACCGGUAACGCCACGCUGGUGAAGCACACCAAGACCCAACAAACUGUGGGGACACUGGCGAACCUCAGCUCUGAAGAUGUUUUACUCAUCCAAUACCAACUGCAGAGGGAAAGGACAUACUUGGGACUGUAUCUCUAUGCCCGAAACCUGAGCGUGAGCACAUCCCACCGGGAAGAGUUUGAGCACCACGCCCGGUGCCUGGGGCUGAGCAAGGAGGAGAUCGUCUAUGCGCCGUGGAACACGGAGCUGUGUCAAGUGAAAGAGAUGGAAAAAGGAAACAGCCCACCCAUGGAGCCCACAGAAGUGAUCACAGCAUCACCUCCUCCAGGUACCCACCAGCCCUGA
Dryobates pubescens (Downy woodpecker) is the source of this 706-nucleotide messenger RNA. Its product is annotated as alpha-1-acid glycoprotein-like. Lineage: Eukaryota; Metazoa; Chordata; Aves; Piciformes; Picidae. The record is from RefSeq and is a predicted model, not a curated record. The transcript has 6 exons. The coding region runs from base 23 to 706 and encodes 227 amino acids.